UCUGAGCGAUCUAUUUUUUCAAAUAUUUCCGUUACUACGCGGGCCCCACGCCUGUGACUCUGUGUACCUUUUCUCCUCCCUCUUCAGUUUGCGCUCUGCGCUCGGCCAAGCAACACGUGCGCGCAGUGAAAAGAAUCAGGUUCAGCAUGUCUCAACGUGAUCGAAAUAUCUGUAGAUGGUUAGAAGAGAGUGACUCAGAUGCUGAGGAUCAAAGGGACGAGCCGGAAUUGCCAAAUGAAGACUGCAGUGACGUAGAAGAUGUACCUUUAGACCACGUGAUUGAAAUUGAUGAUCAAUCUUCAGAUGACGAUGUUCCAUUGGCAAGAUACCGGAACUAUUUCGGAAAAAAUCGGUUCCGUUGGUCGAGCCAACCUCCAGUUUCGCGAUCGAGGACUUUGCAACACAACAUCAUUCAUCAACCUCCAGGAUUGAAAAGGAACUUCAGAGAUGUUUUGAACAGAAAUACAAAACCAUCCGAUAUUUGGCAGUUAUUUUUCAUUGAUGAUAUGUUAGAAGAAAUUGUUAAGUAUACAAACGAAAAAAUUAUCAAGAUAAGACCAAACUAUCAAAAUCAGACAUGUGUUCAUGACCUCGACGUAAUGGACACAGAUGGCACAGGAAGAGAGAUUUAUCGUUGUAUAAUGAGCAAGACCAGGUUUGAAAUACUGCUGAAUUGCCUUCGAUUUGAUGAUGCGAGCACCAGAGAUGAACGCCGUAGCACUGACAAAGCUGCACCUAUAUCUCAGCUGUUUGCGCUGGCCAAUGGCAGUGUUCUACAGAAUACUGGAUGUAUCUGCGGCAAAUUCAUACAUCAUCAGCAACAUGAACCAAGCUCAGAGAAAGGUGCCCAGACUGAAUUUCAUGAAACAACUGGCUAA
Messenger RNA from Anastrepha obliqua, 878 nucleotides. RefSeq lists its product as uncharacterized. The transcript has 5 exons. Lineage: Eukaryota; Metazoa; Arthropoda; Insecta; Diptera; Tephritidae. The record is from RefSeq and is a predicted model, not a curated record. The coding region runs from base 147 to 878 and encodes 243 amino acids.